GCCCCUGGCUCCCGCAGGUUCACAGGUUCUCGCGGAGCAGCCAGAGCCCUCAGCUCACUUUCACUCAGCACUGGCCCUUGCCGACACCUGACCAUGUGCACGGGGAAGUGCGCCCGCUGCGUAGGGCUCUCUCUCAUCCCGCUCUCCUUGGUCUGCAUCGUGGCCAACGCUCUCCUGCUGGUGCCUAAUGGACAGACCACUUGGACCGACCACCUCAGCUUGCAAGUCUGGCUCAUGGCUGGCUUCGUCGGGGGCGGCCUGCUGAUCCUAUGUCCGGGAAUUUCAGCUGUUCGCGCGGGAGGCAAGGGCUGCUGCGGAGCAGGCUGCUGUGGCAAUCGCUGCAGGAUGCUGAAUUCCAUCUUCUGCUCAGCCGUUGGGGUGCUUGGCGCGAGCUACUGCCUCGGCGUGUCGGGUACCGCGCUCCAAAACGGACCCAACUGUUUAAUAGACGGCAAGUGGGACUACCACUUCCAAGACAGCGGGGGCAGCUACCUGGUCAACGACACGCUGUGGGAGCUGUGCGAGGCGCCGCCGCGCGUCGUGCCCUGGAACGUGACGCUCUUCUCCCUGCUGGUGGCCGCCUCGUGCCUGGAGCUCGUGCUCUGCGGGAUCCAGCUGGUGAACGCCGUCCUGGGCGUCCUCUGUGGAGACUGCAGGAAGCGCGAGGUCCACUGAGGAUCCCCGGACGGCCGCCUCGUCCUCCCCGGCUCCUGGAUGCCCCCCGCCCGACCCGCCAACGCCCCGCCUGUGGAAUAAACUGCUCUCGACUGUC
Ochotona princeps (American pika) is the source of this 772-nucleotide messenger RNA. RefSeq names its product transmembrane 4 L six family member 5 (gene TM4SF5). The transcript has 5 exons. Lineage: Eukaryota; Metazoa; Chordata; Mammalia; Lagomorpha; Ochotonidae. Bases 94 to 675 code for a protein of 193 amino acids. The record is from RefSeq and is a predicted model, not a curated record. Gene Ontology annotation, cellular component: membrane.